AAAAGCUUGGCAGUGGAUGCAAUCUCUACAGACCUUUAUGAGGAAGUGAACGCUGCUGUGAGCAUCAAAUACUUGCCUCCCUGUCCAGAGGACACGGUGCCUAACUGAAGCAUGAGAGUCCUCGUCCUGUUUUCUUGCCUGUCAGUGGGCUGCCUCUCUCAGAGACCACAACAAUGCGAAUCCCCACCGCUGCUGACCGGACACUUGUCUGUCUCCACCCAAAACGAGCAGCUGAUGGUCUUCGCCAAGUACAGCUACGAUGCACUGGGAGAGCGCAUCCGCCUCAGAGAUUUUGGGACUUACAAAAACAAGACCUUCCACCGUGAUGUACUUCUACUCUACAGACAGGGUGUUAUGUACGAGAUUAACUACAAGGCCCGCUCGUGCUGCAAGAAGCCACUGAAUGACGACUUCCACCCGCUGGCAGUCCCUACAAACUCUUCCCUGCUGGGACAGGUAGUGUUGGGCAGCUCCUCUGGCCCAGGUCAGGGGGUCCUGGUCAACACCUGGGGAGGGGAGCUGCAGUCAAAGGAGGGAAAAGCAGAGUACAUGAGCACCGUCACUGAGUUUGGAUGUAUUCCAGUCACCACUCUGGUACACAGCAGCAGUGGCUGGGUAGUGACCAGCUUUUAUAACAACGUCAUCGGACUCGUAGACCCUGAGGAUCUCAUCCCUCCAUCUUUCUGCAAGGGCGCAUGUCUGGAGAGACAGGAGCCAGUAACCUUCUUCAGCCUGUUUUAAAAACACACGGCUAUAUUUCAGAAAUGUAUAUAGUGCAACAUGAUCAUGACCACUGUGCACGAUUCUCUUUGCUCUGCAUUUUACUUUUUAGUCAGUCCUUGGUGUAGUGGCACGUGGGUUCAAUUGAUACAAAUUUUUUUCAAUCAAAUUUAAAUGAGUACGUUUGUCGUAGGUUUGAUAUUUUCUUAUUUGUUUGUGUGUAUUAACAACUGAUUGAGCAAUUACAGCAGAAGUGAGACAUUAUAAUAUUUGCCAGAUACUAAAAUCCCUUUGAGAUAAUUAUUCAUUUAGAUACCAUAAAUAAGUAAUAUUAAAAACACAAGAAUAUUUCUGACAAUGUAUUAACCAGAGUUCAAUGCAAUGGGAAGGCCAAUAGUUUAGCAGGCAUUUAAUCACAAAGCAAAGUAAUGAAUGAAUUAAAAUGUUGACCUGAUGAAUGAGAACCAAUGCCUAGAGCCUUACUGUCUGUCAGCACAUACAUUUGUAUGUUUACGUGGGGCGAAUCAAGAAUGAUUUAACCAACUUGACCAUGUAAUUCACAAUACUGAUUUGUAAUAAUAAAAUGAUUUAGCACUCGU
Messenger RNA from Scophthalmus maximus (turbot), 1319 nucleotides. Its product is annotated as ependymin. The transcript is spliced from 6 exons. Lineage: Eukaryota; Metazoa; Chordata; Actinopteri; Pleuronectiformes; Scophthalmidae. Bases 112 to 741 code for a protein of 209 amino acids. Gene Ontology annotation, molecular function: calcium ion binding. The record is from RefSeq and is a predicted model, not a curated record. Gene Ontology annotation, cellular component: extracellular region; lysosome. Gene Ontology annotation, biological process: cell-matrix adhesion.